GGCUGUUCGGAAGUCAGUGAAAAUGACGGUCUGUUUGGCAUAGUGUGAAUGUGGGGGAAAACUGUUUUUCCAAUGACUUUCGAGAUAUUUCAACAACAAAAAUUUACCAGCUCCAAAAAAAAAAAAAGCUUUUGAUUAAUACAACAAUUAACUGAAUUAAAUACCAACUCAACGCAAAUCUUCAGCUGGCGAUGACGAAUUAUUCAGUGUUUCCAGUUGGUACUGUUUAAAAAAGAAAACGUUAGCUAAUUGCAAGAGAAAUGUUAUAAAUAAAUGAAAAUCAGAAACAAAAACAUUUCAAGUGCUGAUAUGUUACGCGUGUGGAUGAUUUUCUAAUGUCCAGAGAACUUAUGCGAGUUAACGACGCGAGUUUAAAGACGCAAUGAAGUUACCAACAAUUAGUUAUCUUCGUGACAUUGUUAUCGUUAAAGACAUCAGUUUUACUGGACUCCAAGAAUAAUUUAAGGUGUUACUUACAUUGAGCCUAUUUGAGGUAAGUAACUGUGAAAAUUAGAAAACAGUAGAUUAUGUUUAAGUGACUAUUAACUCUACUGAUAACUUUGAGAAAGACAAGCAACGCAACUGGAAAUAAGUUUUUGUAUUUAAAGAAGAAAUCUGUAUGAAUGUACGCGACAAAUAUAUUUACUUGCUAAUGAGGCAGAAGCUAAAGGAGAUAAAAUCGAUUUCUGGUCACAAUUAGACGCACACAGAAACCAAAGAUGUCGAAAAUGGAAGAGAAUUUGUCAGGGAACUGUAGAAAAUUGUUCUGAUGGAGGUGUCCAGCAGAAGUAACCGAUUAACUUUGGUCCUGAUGAUCAUCUGUGAAGAAGCACUUCUCCAGAACGCAAAGCACGACCGAAUAGUCUGCACGGUUCAUUUUCGUGAGGAAAUUUUUCUAUAAGGGUGCUGCAAGGUUUACUGUUGGAGCCCUUUCUAUGAAAGGGGCGGCUGUGUAUUAGAAUACUAUGGUAUUGGAGACGGGAGGGUUACCACCCCCGUUACAACUCUACGCUGCCGCUGCAGCAGCCGCCACUGGGGGCAGUGCUUGUUUAACGAGGCCUCCUGUCAUGCCUCCGUUUUUCCACGCGUCAACACAUUUUGCAACAUCUCGGAGCGGUGGGGCGACUGGGGGAUUCCCCAUGGGUCUCGCCGGGUUUGCCGUACCACCUGGGUUCCUGCAUCAUCACGGAGCUGCAGCAUUGAGUCCCAGGUUCGCAUCUCUGGCAGCGUCUGUUGUCGGAGCAAACAAUCGGCAGCACGAAGCGGGAGGGCCCGUGGAUCUGGGAACCGGCAGCGUCAUCAGAAGGAGGGUGCUGCAACUGAGCGACGAUAGCGCGUCUGGGGGAGCGUCACCUAAGAAAGACGGGGACGGAGAUGCCGAUCUAGGGGGCAGCACCGGUGGCGGCGGCGGAGGGAAGCGCCGUCGGUCGCGGACCAACUUCAACAGCUGGCAGUUGGAGGAACUGGAGCGGGCCUUCCUGGCGAGCCACUACCCGGAUGUGUUCAUGAGGGAGGCGCUCGCAAUGAGACUGGACCUCAAGGAGUCGCGGGUCGCGGUUUGGUUCCAGAACCGGCGCGCCAAGUGGCGGAAGAAGGAACACACGAAGAAAGGGCCAGGGCGCCCUGCGCACAACGCACACCCGCAGACGUGCAGCGGGGAGCCUAUCCCGGAGGAGGAGCUGCUGCGGAAGGAGCGAGAGCGACGCGAGAAGAAACUCAUGAAGUCACUGCAGCGACAGCAGCGCAAACUGGCGGCAAAGGGAAUAGCAGUCGACAUGGCUACCUUGAGGCGAGAGUGGGAGCAGCAACAGGGAAAGAAAGUAGCCUCUAGGGUCCAACAGUCGUCUUCUCAACAGACAUCUGUUCUGAACAACAACAACAAUGACUCUUCAAGCUGCUGCAGCAACACUAACAGUUCUGCUGCUAGGGAUAUAGAGAUAGACGUCGUUGGGGAUGAUAGCGACAGUGAAGGUGAUGACAAUUCGUCUAGAAAAAGUGAUUCAGGACCGGUUAGUUUUGUAACUGUUUCACCGUCAUCAACCGCUAGGGAUGAAGAAGAGUUUGGUGAUCGUCUGAGAGUGGUGAAGAGGUCAGAAUUAUCAUUUGAACAUUACAGACAUCAACAAAAUUCGACCACUCCAACAAUCGAUCUCUCGACUGUUAAUAAGUGCAACAGUAAUGAUAAUAACAAACAGAGAAGAUUAAAUCCUUUCAGUAUAGAAUCUCUGCUCUCAAGAACGGAGCAUUCUGCAACUGUAAUGACCGAAAAUAACACGAAUCACAGCCGUACGAUGAGGGAGACACCUGGUGAUUUAACAACGAACUUGUGAUUCAAGUAACGGUUUUGCCGGAAUAUUUAUGUGUUUUAUUUUCUUUUUGUACACAACAAAUGAAAGUGGCGAGUUCGGUUCUGAAAUAAUAUUAAAUAGUAAUAAAUUAUGAUAUAUGAAAUAUGAAAAGGAAAUUUCGUAAACAUAAUCAAUACAAUAGUUACGUUAUUGUCGUGACUAAAUAGUAUGCCUUCGAGACAAAAUAAAACGCUAAUUAUAAAACCCUUUAUGAUGUAUAUAAAUAACAAACAUAUUUAAUAUUUACCAUUUUUAAAUCACAGAAGUUUAAUUGGGGCUAUAAACUUAAAUUUUUCCUAAUUUUAAACACAUUAACGAGAAAUACGGCAGAAACACCGAAGAGGGGGUGGGUGUAAUAAGAAAUAUACAAGUUCUUCGAAAAAUUUUGCCUCACUUGUCCAAAGGAUGUAGUACGUAUUUGAGGCUAAAUACGGAACUUUACAAUUUGGCAUCGUAUUUUUUGCCAAAAAUUUUAUACAUGAAGGGAUAUGACAUUUCACAUACACUGGAACUUGAUGUCAGUGCUCAUUUCCAUUGUUAGAAUCUUUAACAUUAAAUCCAUCUCAGAUUUAUUCUGUUUCUAAAAGUAUCAUGGAUUAUUCCCUCGAAAAAGUCCAGACUUGAAAGUUACUCCGAAGUUAGCACUCAGAAACGUGGUACUCUUCUCUGCAAAAGAGAAAGACCCACCCGUUUUCCUUAGGAUAUUUACAUUGGUUGAACUUGGUAAGCAUUUUUCUUAAGACGGAUGAUUUUGGCCAUUGCUUGUUCACAUGCCUUACCUACAUUAUUCAACGUUAAACUACAUGAAUUGGAGAUAAAUUUGACUUUUCCUUAAAUGUAUUGAAAUUAGAAGAAAGCAGUCUUCUAAGAUUUGGCAUCGUGUAUAUGUGAUUUUAACCGACGUUU
Cryptotermes secundus is the source of this 3254-nucleotide messenger RNA. RefSeq names its product homeobox protein unc-4-like. Bases 966 to 2330 code for a protein of 454 amino acids. The transcript has 3 exons. Lineage: Eukaryota; Metazoa; Arthropoda; Insecta; Blattodea; Kalotermitidae. Gene Ontology annotation, molecular function: DNA-binding transcription factor activity, RNA polymerase II-specific; sequence-specific double-stranded DNA binding. Gene Ontology annotation, biological process: regulation of DNA-templated transcription. The record is from RefSeq and is a predicted model, not a curated record.